GCGGGGCCAGCGCUCCGCCAUCGCGGCAGCGGUGGGGCUCGGUUUCCCCGUUUGCUUCCCUGUGUUCUCUGGCCUCCCGGGAAGUCGCUCUGUGAAAACAAGAACGCUUAGCCCGCCCCCGCGGAGGGCGGGGACCACACUCCGCUAGCUUUUUCGCGCGGCCUGUGUCUCGCCCCGGGCCUGGUGGCAGUUGCGGUGUAGGCCCCGGCGCCAUGGAUCCGUUUUUGACUCUGCUGCACUCUGUUUCCUCGAGCUUGUCGGACAAAGAGCUUUCUUCCCUGAAGUUUCUCUGCCGGGGGCAAUUUGGGAAAGGGAAGCUUGAGUCCGUCCGAAGUGGCGGGGAGCUCUUCACCAUCCUUCUCGAGAAGCAGCUGAUUACAAACGACAGUGUAGCGUUUCUUAAAGGCUUGCUUGAGACCAUUAAAAGAGAAGAUCUGGUCUUGCAGUUAAAGCAGUUCGUAGAGGAAGGAGAAGUUAGUGCUCCUGAUGAUCAGCCAGAUGUGCAUGAAAAACGUCUUCAGAAGGUAGCUAUUGAAGUCAUAUGUGAAAAUGUUGGGAGAGACUGGAAAAUGCUGAUGCGAAAACUUGAGAUUUCUGAAGUGAAAAUGGACAGAAUAGUGGCAGCCAAUCCAUUUAACUUGCAUGAACAGUUGACUCAGUCGCUUCGAGAGUGGCAGAAAUGGAAGGGAAAAGAUGCAAAGGUGACUGACUUAAUAAAAGCGCUUCGGGAAUGUAAUAUGAAUUUGGUGGCAGACAAAGUUGAACAGAAGCUCUUGCCACUGAACACUGGAACCGGGUGAAAUCGAUAUAAAACACUUCCACAUCCCAUAGGUAUGGAUGAAAAAAAGUAAAAGUGCCUUCUACUCUUCUAAACCAAAAUCAAUAUCAUUGCUUCUGUUACUUACUCUGCCAUUAAUUUAUGUGCCUUAAUAGGUUUAUUUGUGGUCAGAUGAAUAUUCCCAUAAAACCAAAUUCCUUUCAGGUAAUGCUUUGUAGCUUGAUGCUUUCUUUAAGAGAUUAUAACUUCUAGAAGACCUAAACUCCAUUUUGUAGAAAUUCUCACACUUUUCUACCACCCUUCUGAAAACAUUUGCUUUACUGCAGGUGCUUUUCAUAUAUAUAUUUUUUUUUCUUCUGGCCUGUUAUAACUGUAGUGUAAAAGGGGGAAGGAGUAGAUCUCUUAACUGUGUACUGAGUUUUCUUUUUUGGGUAGUAUAAUAUUUUCCAUAAUUUGUCAAAUACAUUUGCUCUUUGUGAAAGGUUACUAAGACGACUGUAACUUCAGGCCCCAAGAUUUUAGCACAAGAGAGCUAGUAACUACUGUGGUGGCUUUUUCUUGGCAGAAAAUGUGCCCAGAUUGAAAAUGAACUAGUUGAAAUCAAAUGUCUGUAUCAGGUGCCCUCAUCAUUCUGAGGGAAAUGUUCUCCUGAAACUAUCAAAGAAAUUGUAUGUGUCUCAGAUCUUUAUAGCAGCCUCUUUUUACUGCCAAGAGUUUUUUAAGAUUCUUUACUAGGAAUCCUUCCAUAACCUGUAUCACAGAGUCUGGUCACAUCUACUGGAAGUUGCAGCUCACCUCGUAAGUAAGCUGCAGUUAUUCUGUGCUCUUGGUAACAAAAGUGUGUACUGUAACAAAAACCUAGAAGAGAAAUUGGUUUCUUUUUAGUGGAGGGGUGUGAAGGCCUACUGAGAGCAAAUAUAUAGUACAGCCUUUUCUUUAGUAAUAUCCUGUGAAGAUCAGCUGUCUUUCUCCACAGUUUGUGCUCUUCAAAGGUCACUUCAGAUCCAAUGGUUCUUCCAAGUCCACUGCAAUUUUUUAGUUCAUUCCUGUUCUUUGGCAUUUUUUGAAAGUGGUUGUAACCAGCUCAUAGAGGAAAGAGGACUUAUGAAUGAGACCAGAUUCAGUUUUCAACUUUAAUUUGGAACAGACUUCAAAAAAUGGCCUUCACACCUAACCUAAGGCUGAAAAAAUUGCACAAGCUUCAAGACAUGCAGGGCUGUAGAGGCCUCUCCUGUGCAAGGGGGACAAGUCCUCUGAAAUCGUUAUUGCUUGAAUGAGUAGGAUUGUUUGUUCCUGCAAACGUCCUUCUAACUACUUAAAUAGAUACUUGAGAGGCUUCUUUGCUACUGUACCUGUGUGACUUUUAGCUCCUUUCAGGUUCUUUUUACAUGGUGCCAUUACUGUGAAGGCCGGGUGUCAGCAUAUAAUGUGCCACUACUCUGCAUAAAUGUUGUGACAUUGAUAAUUUUCAAGUUUUUAUGUAGUUGGUGCCUCUAGUUUAGAUAAUGACACUUGAAUAUUUGAUCGUAGUUAAUGGAAACUGCUGUAAUGUGAACUUACCUUUUCAUUAAGGUUUUUCCCUAAAUGAUUCUCACAAGUAUUUGUCUAAUCAUUGUAUAUUAAAUACCAGUGAUUGUAUCCAAGCAAAGGUGCAGUGGGUAAUACAGAAGGUCCCACUAGUUGCCUUUUGGGCACGUACAGCUCUCUAAGUACUUGCCCAAUGCUUGCCAGUAUCAGUUGUCAAUUCCAGUCUUCCGGUAGGAGAUAGAGUGCUGUACUUCAGCUAAAUCACUAGCUCAAAUGUUUUGGAGGUUUUUAUCUAAUAAGUGCUGUCUUCAUUUUAUUGUAUUUAAAGAAAAUGAUUGCUUCAGACUUUUUUCCUUCAUGCCUCUAAGCAAUCUUUGUGAACAGAAUGGAAUAGAAGCAAAGUUAGCAUGAUGAAUUAUGUUUGUGGUGAAACAGCUCUGCAGCAGUUCCAAGUUCAAUCUGUCUGGUAAUGUGUUUUCCUUGUAAGUCUUGUGGUUCACAGAAGAUAGAUUUAUCUGGACUAUGAAAAGAAGUAUACUGCCUAUUACACAUAACUAGGAUAUUUUAAGAAUCAGUAGGAAUAACUUGUAUCAAGCACUCAUCAGCUACAAGAAAUAUUCUGCCUCAGAAGAUAAAAACCUUUUGUUUCUUUAAUAAACACAGUGGAUAUUUUACUGCAUAUGAAAACAAUGACCUAGACUGCAUAAAUCUCUGCAGUACCUCAGGGCCAAUUAAAACUGUUUUUAUUAGAGAUUAAAAAGUUGAUUAUACGAGAACAAAAAUGGAACAAAAUGGAGCAAAGGGAACAAUAACUUUUUAUUGGGAAUAGGGGGGGGA
This is a messenger RNA of Tyto alba (common barn owl), 3142 nucleotides long. It is a transcript of the gene FADD, whose product is annotated as Fas associated via death domain. Gene Ontology annotation, biological process: regulation of apoptotic process; signal transduction. NCBI's taxonomy places the organism in Eukaryota, Metazoa, Chordata, Aves, Strigiformes, Tytonidae. The transcript is spliced from 2 exons. Bases 213 to 800 code for a protein of 195 amino acids. Gene Ontology annotation, molecular function: protein binding. The record is from RefSeq and is a predicted model, not a curated record.